Molecule: messenger RNA, 2892 nt
Organism: Aedes aegypti (yellow fever mosquito)
Lineage: Eukaryota; Metazoa; Arthropoda; Insecta; Diptera; Culicidae
Exons: 3
Coding region: 134-1366 (410 amino acids)
Source: RefSeq, a predicted model, not a curated record
CUGCGUAUCGCGUCGUCUGUCACAAACUAGCGCUUACGGUCAUAAAAUCACUGCAGUAAAUGUUCCGUCGCAAUCGAUAUUUACUGCUGGAAAAGUUGAAAAAUUUCUCCCAAAUUGGAUUUCAGUGACACAAAUGGAGGAUACUCUUGCUAGUACGCGCGCAAUGGAUGAACCUCGAACGCACACACUGGAAGUGGAGAAACUUAUCAUGGAAACAAUUCUGGGAGACACAGCCCCGGAAGAAGAACCUGCCAAUGAAGCGUCAACAGAUCAUACGACUGAAACUCAAGGAGGGGAAGAAGAAGGGGAAUCAAAAGAGCCACGCGUCUACACCAACGAGUUCGCCCUCUGCAAACUAUCGUUCCACGGUCAGAAGCGCGAAAUACCAGCGGAGAACGUUGUCAUCCGGUCGACAUCCGUGGAGGAAUUUGUAGACCAAAUUUUCACACUGGUAAAGCCCCACCUCCAGCGGGGGGUUUACUUUCCGGAACCGGACCGACCGUGCUGGUUCGAGAAUGAGCUCCCCACCAAGGAAGACUUCGGCGCGUUCAUCCAGUUCAAGGACACCAUCCAGAAGCGCACGUGGCGCUUGGAGAACGUGGACGAGUACAUGCUGCUGCGAUGGUCCAAGCGCUUAAUCUACCUCCAGGUGUACGCCAACUCGACCAACAUCCAUUCCAGAGCCAUGUGGGAUCUAGUUCAGAUGGAGCUGUUUGGGGUACAGCCAGAGUCCAAAAAAGCCACCGUUUCCAAAGAGCUUCAGGACGAGCAGCGGUUACAGUCCACCAUCAAGAAGCUCCAAAAAUUCCACCAAUCUUACCUGGUGCCUCGAACGGACGAUGCGUUCGAACUAUGGGCCCGACUCGUCAUGCAGCAACCGUCCAAACUUAAGCGGGACAUCUGCUUCGACAGUCCUCCGAAGGAGCUUCUGGCGAACUUUGUCGUUGUCGGGAAGGAAAACCCCAAAAAGCGAAGCUGUACCAUUUCUGGGCCAGCACAGCGGAAACACGUAGAGGAUGGAUUCGGAUUCGAGGAUGAGGUAUUAGCCCUGAGGCACACGGUGUCCCAAAUCAAGGAUCUGGUAGAAAUGUUGGACAAGCGAGUAGAAUUGUUGGAGGCAAAAAGUCGUGGGUUCAGGCAAACCGAAGAUGGAGUGCCCAUCAAGAAAAGAAAGCAAGCCACGGUAGAAGACAGUGAGGAGGUAGACGAGGGUGGCCAAGAGAUGGGACAGGAAAAUGGGGAGCCACCGAUUGAUGUGGCGUCGCCGUUGUUGAAGGUCGAAGACAAUUUCGACGAUCCCGAUCCGUUGAUAUUUGAAGAUAUGAUCGUGAAGGAGGAGUACGAUGAAAUUGAGUCUGAUGGUUAGUGUUAAGGAAUGUGGAUUAAGUUAUGUUAAUAAAUUAAAAUGAUAUCUAGUAAGAAAUUUCAAAUGUUUGUAUGAGCUAAAACGCCCUAGCAUCAUAUUAUACACCUUCAUCCCUUCCAGCAUUGCGUAAUUUGUAGACGGAGCAUAAGUUGAGCACAAUUUAUGAGUAUUUAUAGGAUGUUUUGCUCGACCAUGAGUACGCUAGAAUCAAUUGCAUGUAAUCUACAGAGAUACGCCGAAAGGUAUCUCUUGUAAGUAGCAGAGAAACACGCGUUUUACGACGGUAGAACUAUUUUAUUAAGAUAAAGUGACAGCUUGAUGAUAGGUUUGGAACUUACCGAGUGAUGCUUUCAGGAGUCGCUCUCACACCUCUCACGCGCGUCGUUUUUGGAUUCAUUAUACAUUGUGGUCGUUACCACAAGAUGGCGACGAGAAUGUAGAAUCCCAAUAAAAAGUUCCAAAAUUUCUUAGGUGCAGAAAAAGAAUAAAUAGAGUGUUGGAAGAAAUUGUUUUCAAUUAUGCGCUGUGUGUAAUUGAUGGUGUACGGAAAAGGUGAAAAAGUGAACGAAUCCGCCACGCAGUGGAGAUAAGAACGGGUGCUUAUUGUUUUAUUUCUCCCUUCGUUGUGCUGCAUCGCCGCUGCUCGCUUUGUGCGAAUGUCGCAUUCAAGGUCGAAUGUGAGGGAAAGUGAUCACGUAUCUUGCAUGUUAGUAGAGCCACAUGAUAAAGAUCAUGUGAUUUGUUUGAUUAGUGUUCAUUGCAAUGUGUUGAUGUAGUUGCCAGGUUUGUUCAUGGGCUGUUAUUUAAGGUAAGUUUGUAUUUAGUGCUGAGAGGUAUUGACUAUCAUUGUUUAUCAUUUUAUUUUUGUUUUGACUCUAUCGAUCAUGAUACUCAUAUAUGAAGGGAGUAUGUAGAAGAUAGUUUUCAAAUAUGAUGAGUUGAAUAUGUGGAUUGAGUUCGUAAGAGCCAAUUUCAAAUGUGGUAAAAGCAUACCAUCGGAGAAGCAAUAAGCAUUAAAAUGUUCUGUACUUUGCCUAACUUCUGUAAUAAAAAAGGGUUAGAGGCUCUAACUUAGAGCACAGCUGUGGACUUCACAACCUGCUCAGAUCGGAAGAAUUAUAAACGCUGUUGCAUUCCUGUUGCAAUUGAUAAUUUGGUCUCUUUCCGUUUGGAUUCAUGAUCGUUAUAAUAAAUACAAACGAGUUAUUGACCUUCUAUUUUUAUUUGUAUUAUUUGGCAGUUGUCAUAGCACCGACCGCACCACAACUGUUUUCGCGUAAAGCAAACGGGACAGGAUUUUCAUUUUCGUUAUUCCAAUAAUAGAUAAAAAUGAUGAUGAAUUACGUAAGGCAGACUUAUGAAAAAUGAUGCAGACUGGAAGGGAUUUAAGAACGUUGUGCUCACUGAACACGUGACUAAGGCUGAAGUUCGCUUGAGAACUUCAUGUUGCUGAUUAUGUAUGAACAAUAAUCUGCGUUGCAAUACUUAUGCUAGCUAAUGGAAUCCAAUCUUUAUCGUUUUAAAUA